Molecule: messenger RNA, 1737 nt
Organism: Fonsecaea multimorphosa CBS 102226
Lineage: Eukaryota; Fungi; Ascomycota; Eurotiomycetes; Chaetothyriales; Herpotrichiellaceae
Exons: 2
Coding region: 1-1737 (578 amino acids)
Biological process (GO): xenobiotic transport; transmembrane transport
Cellular component (GO): membrane
Molecular function (GO): xenobiotic transmembrane transporter activity
Source: RefSeq, a predicted model, not a curated record
AUGGAGCACGCUCACAUAUCCCACGGGACUUCUCUAACUACAACGCCCACGCUGACGGAUGCUUCCAGCUCUCGGGAGCAUGGCGUCGAAAAAUCAGACAGCAGACUGACCCGGGCUUCUACUCGUCGGACACUGGAAAACUAUCAGACCAGACCGACGCAAGAUGCCUCAGACGUGCUGGAUUUGCCUUAUGAUAUCCUCAGCGAUGAGGCCGAUAUGAACGAAUAUUUAGAGGAGACUGUCACCGGUGUGAUUCCCAAGAAGACAAUAUCGAGAGUUAGUGGAAAGCUCGAGGAGCAUGAGUUGGUUACUUUCAAGAUUGGCGACCCGGAAAACCCAAAGAAUUGGUCUAAGCCUUACAAAUGGUGGUGCACCAUGACCGUGGCAUUCACUUGCUUUACCGUCGCCUUCAACAGCGCUGUCAUCACUGCCGACUUGGAAGGCGUCUCAGAAACGUUCCACGUGUCAGAGGAAGUAUCCCUCUUGACCAUCACCAUGUUCGUCAUUGGUUUUGGGGUCGGUCCCCUCGCAUUUGCACCCUUGUCAGAGCUCUAUGGUCGGAAGCCGGUCUAUAUCAUCACCUUGGCUCUUGCUGUCAUAUUCGAAAUCCCCUGCGCCGUGGCCCAGAACAUUGGGACACUGUUGGUCUGUCGUCUGAUUGACGGUAUUGCAUUCUCUGCACCCAUGACCCUCGUCGGCGGGACGUUGGCCGAUCUCUGGAAAAAUGAAGAGCGGGGCGUUCCCAUGGCCGUUUUCUCGGCGGCUCCCUUCAUCGGCCCUGCAAUCGGCCCCUUGGCAGGAGGCUACCUUGGUGACGCCGCUGGAUGGCGCUGGCUUUACUGGAUCCAAAUGAUCCUCGCCGGUCUCUGUCUGGCCAUCCUGACCUUUACGGUGCCAGAAACUUACACACCUGUCCUCUUGGCCAGAAGGGCGAAGAAAUUGCGUAAAGAGACGGGUGACAGCAAAUUCGUCACGGAACGGGACCUCGAUGCGCGCCCCUUGACACAACAACUGCGCAUUUUUCUCGUUCGGCCUCUGCAACUGCUUUUCCUCGAACCCAUCGUCCUUCUCAUCUCGUUGUACAUGUCGGUGCUCUACGGCCUCCUUUACAUGUUCUUCGUCGCGUACCCGAUCAUCUACGUUGAGGGUAAGGGUUGGUCUGAAGGUAGCACGGGUCUUAUGUUCAUUCCGCUGGCCCUCGGCGUCCUUCUUUCGGCCAUAUGUUCGCCGCUGGUCAACAAGCACUACCUAUCCAUCUGCGCCAAAUACCCCGACGGCAAGCCGCCGGCGGAAGCACGCCUCGUCCCCAUGAUGUUCUCCUGCUGGCUGAUUCCGGUUGGACUCUUCAUAUUCGGCUGGACCUCAUACCCGGACGUCUCGUACUGGGGACCCAUGAUGGGCGGCUUCCCCGUCGGCUUUGGGUUCAUCUUCCUGUAUAACUCGGCCAACAACUACCUCGUCGACACCUAUCAGCAUCUCGCCGCCUCAGCGCUCGCCGCCAAGACCUGCAUCCGGUCCUUCUGGGGCGCCAGCGUCGUGCUGUUCACCAUCCAGAUGUACCACACCUUGGGGUACCAGUGGGCGAGUUCGCUUCUGGCAUUCCUGGCUCUCGCGUGUUGCGCGAUCCCUUACGUCUUUUAUUUCUUCGGGGCGCGCAUCAGGCGGUUCAGUCGAUACGCCUACAAAGACGAGAACGAGGUUUCUCCUAUGAGAACGAAGAAGGAAGGGGAAGUCUAA